CGCAGCAUUAAAGUCCAGUGUGUGCUGGGUCCAGACAGCGAUAUUGAUUACAGUCUGUUAGAAGGGAGUUAUAUUAAGAUUGUCUUUAUAAGAUAACAUGUAGGAUUUAGCGUUUGUGCCGAACUCCAAAGCGCAUUAUGACUGAAAAGGAAAAUAUCCAGAAAUCUGAAAAGAAGCUAGACGGUUAUUAUUUUGUUAGGCGCUAAGAAACUUUAUUCAGUUUUCACCGGAGUCUUGAAAAUGUUACUCUACAGAACUUCGUCAACUUUAAGACUGGUUUCCGUUUUACUGAGUUUGUGGAUUCACCAGAGAACUUGGAAAGCAGUGGAAACGAUUCAUCCAGCAUGUGAUCUGGUGGCUGAACAUAUGAAGGCUCAGGAACAAUGCAUUCAAACACAACGACAAGAGGCCAAAAGUCACAAUAUCACUGGUGAGCUUGCCCAUUACGGAUGCCGCACCGAGCGAGAUGAAUUUUGGUGCUGGUACAAGGCAGAAGUUGGACAGGUGGUGAAUGUUUCAUGUUCCGAAGUCUCUCAGUUCUUCGCCAAAAAUCAUGGUUACAUACUCAGGAUUUGCACUGAAGAUGGUUGGACAAAAACCUACCCAUCUUAUGAGAAUGCUUGCGUGUAUGCAGAGGAUGUGGAAUCAGACACAGAGACCACAUACUUUUCCACUUUCAAGCAUGUGUACAGUGCAGGUUAUGCCACCUCUCUGAUUUCCCUAAUCUCCGCCAUCAUUGUGUUUACAGCCUUCAGAAAAUUCCACUGCACCAGAAACUACAUCCACAUGAAUUUGUUUGUGUCCUUUAUACUGAGAGCAAGUGCGGUAUUCAUCAAAGACGGGGUCCUAUUUGCAGAUGAAAAUCAGGACCACUGCACCAUGUCAUCAACCUCGUGCAAGGCGGUAGUGGCUUUCUUCCAGUUCAGUAUUCUGGCUAAUUAUUUUUGGCUGCUCGUCGAGGGGAUGUAUCUCCAGACUCUUCUAGCUCUUACUUUUGUCUCACAGAAGAAAUAUUUCUGGUGGUACAUCCUUAUUGGUUGGGGUCUUCCAACAGUAACGUUGACCAUUUGGGUUCUGGCAAGGAAUUUUUUUGACAACCAAGGGUGCUGGGAUGACACAGAUAUUCCUUACUUCUGGUGGAUCAUCAAAGGACCAAUCACAGUUUCUCUCUUGAUCAAUUUCUUCAUCUUCAUAAAUGUGAUCCGGAUUCUUGUGCAGAAGCUGAAGUCUCCAGGAAUGGGAGGGACUAAUGAUACCAGUCACUUUAUGAGACUGGCCAAAUCAACUCUUUUCUUGAUUCCUCUGUUUGGCAUGCACUACAUGGUGUUCGCCUUUCUGCCAGAGAACACAGGCGAGAAUGCACGCCACUUCCUUGAGCUCGGCCUUGGAUCUUUUCAGGGUUUUGUGGUCGCUCUGUUAUACUGCUUUCUCAAUGGAGAGGUACAAGCAGAACUUAAAAAGAGGCUGUGGAAGUGGCAGACGCAAAGUUAUUUGAGAUACAGUAAGAGAAGACGAACCCUCUUUACUGAGAGCAGCACGGUCACACAAAUCUCAGUUUUAGAGAAAUCCAGUCCAAAGGAGCUGCCCUUAGUUGAGCCCCAGAACAGUGUGUCCACUGUCUGAGACAAGGAGAGUGACAACUUUUGAUUUCUCUCUCCAUAUCUGUGUCUUUCUCACUGUCUUUCUCUUUCAUUUACACUUUUCAGCUAAAGGGGAAAAUUUAAAGGCGGGGUGCAUGAUCUCUGAAAGCCAAUGUUGAUAUUUGAAAUCACCUAAACAAACCCGCCCCUACCCCAAUAGAAUCUGGACCUUCUUUUGAUAGACCCGCCUCACACAUACGCAACCCAGGCAAUGAUGUCGGUUAGUAGACACGACCCCUUACUGCUGAUUGGCUACAAGUUUGUUUCGGUACUUGGCCCGACUCCCAUUUCCAAAGUGUUUUUCAAAAAUCAUGCAUCCCGCCUUUAAGGAUAUAUUUGAAUUUAAACUAACCCUGAAAAUGAAUUUAGUUGGUAUGACCUCACAUAUUGACCUGAAUGAUGUUACAUGAUAAAACAAUUACAGUGCACAUUUUGUUAAGGUUUCUGAAAGAAUCAAGUAUCAAAGAUAUUCUCUUUGUUCCACACUGACAAGUUAUCCAUCUAAUGAUGAAGUUCAUUCACUCAUAAUAACAAAGCACAAAAUUACACGAGUUAAAUCACAUUGUUGUUUCUAGCAGGUAGUGAUCAUCAUCUGACAAUGUUCUGUUAUACAGUAUAUAUUUAUUAAGUUGCAUAGUUUGUAAUUUUAGACUUUGUUCAGUUGUCUAUUUGCUUGAAAGCGGUGAUGCAGAAUUGCCUUAUAAAAAACAAAAGAUCAAUCUUACCUUGGAUUCUCCAUUUAGAAUAGCUAAGACAUAUUUUCAUAUUCAUAAAGUCAUAUUCAUAAUAUUUUUGUAAAUUGCGUUGUAUUGCAAUAUAUUGCACAGUGCACUCGCCCUAUACUAAAGUAUUAAAUUGCGACAGCCAGGGCAUUCUUAAAUAACAGGUAUUUUCAGGAUAUUCAUUAUGAAUCAAAAUUGAUAAAACAAGUAAAAACUGUUGCAUUUGAUAAAAGAUGUUUCUUUAAAAGGUAUUUAUUAAAACACUAAAUUAUUCUUGUUAAAAAGAAACGUGUAAAGUGAUUACAAAUUGGGAAAAUCUUCAAUAGUAAUUAUUUUGAUUAUAUAGGUGCUGGUUGUAUAAUUAGAAUAUUAUCAAAAAGUUGAUUUAUUUCACUAAUUCCAUUCAAAAAGUGAAACUUGUAUAUUAUAUUCAUUCAUUACACACAGACUGAUAUAUUUCAAAUGUUUAUUUCUUUUAAUUCUGAUGUUUAUAAGAAAAAUCCCAAAUUCAAUAUCUCAGAAAAUUUGAAUAUUACUUAAGACCAAUACAAAAAAGGAUUUUUAGAAAUCUUGGACAACUGAAAAGUAUGAACUUGAAAAGUAUGAGCAUGUACAGCACUCAAUACUUAGUUAGGGCUCCUUUUGCCUGAAUUACUGCAGCAAUCCGGCGUGGCAUGGAGUUGAUCAGUCUGUGGCACUGCUCAGGUGUUAUGAGAGCCCAGGUUUCUCUGAUAGUGGCCUUCAGCUCUUCUGGAUUGUUGGGUCUAGCAUAUCGCAUCUUUCUUUUCACAAUACCCCAUAGCUUUUCUAUGGGGUUAAGCUUAGACGAGUUUGCUGGCCAAUUCAGAACAGGGAUACCAUGGUCCUUAAACCAGGUACUUGUAGCUUUGGCACUGUGUGCAGGUGCCAAAUCCUGUUGGAAAUUGAAAUCUGCAUGUCCAUAAAGUUGGUCAGCAGCAGGAAGCAUGAAGUGCUCUAAAACUUCCUUGUAUAUGGCUGCGUUGACCUUCGACCUUAGAAAACACAGUGGACCAACACCAGCAGAUGACAUGGCACCCCACACCAUCACUGACUGUGGAAACUUUACACUGGACUUCAAGCAACGUGGACUGUGUGCUUCUCCUCUUUUUCUACAGACUCUGGGACUCUGAUUUCCAAGGAAAUGCAAAAUGUACUUUCAUCAGAGUGAGAUCAUAACUUUGGACCACUCAGCAGCAGGCCAGAAGCGAGACACUUCUGAUGCUGUUUGUUGUUCAAGAGUGGCUUGACACAAGGAAUGCGACAGCUGAAACUCAUGUCUUGCAUAUGUCUGUGCGUAGUGGAUCUUGAAGCACUGACUCCAGCUGCAGUAAGGGCGUCCCAAUUCAAAGGAUGCUAAGAAUGAAGCCUCAAAAUGCGCCCUUAUUUCUUGGCGCUGUUAACUCUUUCACCGCCAUUGACGAAAUAUCUCGUCAAUUAAGAGAAAACGCUUCCCUGCCAAUGACGAGAUUUUCCGUCUUUCCGCAAUACCGCUAUUAUCCACCAGGUGGCGCCCUUCCGCAACUUUUUAAACCCGGAAGUAUUGCCCUAUGGCAAGCGGCUGCAUGUCCAUGUCUGUUUUAAAGAUCGCUCUGAAUGGGAUCUCUAUGAAAAGUCCGUCACAAAAAUGGAAUUAUCUCUGCUUUUUGCUCAAAAUGUGGUGUUUUUGCAGAAACCUACCCAUAUUCAAAAGCUGAUUACAAACGAACCACUAAAGGUAGGAUGAAACGUUUUUUUUUUUUUUUUUUUGAAAGCAGAGGGUCUGUUCUUUCAUUUGGUAUAUUGUAUGUUUAUAUAUUUAAAGAAGAACAUUUUCUGGAAGGCAUUAAACUUUGGUGAAAAUCAUGAAAAACGCUGGCGCUGGCUGGCAACUUUUUUUAAAAACGCUGGCGGUGAAAGAGUUAAGGAUAGAACGAAUGGAUCCUUAAUAGCAAAGGCUAUCCCAAGAUUGAUUGCGUGCCUGCAUAUAAUUUCAUAUAACAGCUGGAUAUUUUAAAAUAAACAAUUAAAACCUUUAUUAAAUAAAAGUGUGCAUUUAUCAGAAAUGUUUUUCUUGUCACUGUUUUAGUAAUAUAAGUUAUGUUUUGUGUUAAUAUUAUUCUGUUUAUAUUUCUAAGGUUGAUUAAUUUGAUAUACUGUUGAAUAGUUUAAUCUACAUCAACGUGUCAAUAUUUUUCUGAUUUCAUUUAUUUUAAUAAGUCAAAAACAGGCUCGGUGGGCAUGUGCAGAAGGUGACGCAAAUUAUGGGUUCUCCGAAGGUUAGACUGAAUUUGGUAUUUUUCAAAAUAGAAAAGAAAAAAAAAGAAAGAAACAUUUAAAAUGACUGUGUGUGUAAUGAAUGAAUAUAAUAUACAAGUUUCACUUUUUGAAUGGAAUUGGUGAAAUAAAUCAACUUUUUGACGAUAUUCUAAUUAUAUGACCAGCACUAUGUAUUAGUAAUGAAUAUUUUUGUUUUGAAAGUGGCUUAUUUAAGAAUCAUUUGCAGUGCACACAUCUGGAACACUACACUGUAAAGUUGCUUGUUUUGUAGAAAUGUAGAAAAAAGUUUUAACCUUUUUCAUUGUUGCUAUUUGUACUUGUAAAUAUAUUUGCUGUAUAUACUGCUUUAUGUAUUAUGUGUGCAAACACAUUUGUGCACUGUUUUUUUGUUGUUGUGCUUUUAAAACGCCUGUGCUGUUUAAUAGCAGUACAAAACUGCCAGCUGUGUUUGCCAGUAGUCUACUGUUAAUGUACAGUUCUACUACUGCUAAUAUACAGCUCAUCUAUUUAAUAGUAUGUUACCAUAAUAAUACUAACUGAUGCCUUGGACCAUUCAAUUUUAAAAACUAAUGUUUAUUUGGUGUUAGUACUGUGAACUUGUGAGUCCAUUAAACAACAAACAUUCCUCAAUAUAAAACGAAACUGAAAACACUUUAUUUCUUAAUUUAAGUGAAAUAAUCAUGUUCACACAACACAGUUACUGCUUUUAACAAAGCAACAGGCAACAUAGAUCAACUUAUAUCCAAUGUACGCAAUAAUUACGCUAUAAUCGAACACUAUAAAUAUAAUAAGACAUAAUAAUUUAUUAUUGCAGUAAAAUAUUUACAUAUUUUUUGUGGAUUUAUUUAUAUUUUUUGCUCUUCUUUAAAGUUUUCUCUGUACAUGGGAAAAGGCUUUACAUGGAGUUGGUUUGGGCAUGUAUUAUUUAAAUUAUAUUACUUACUUUGUGCACACAUGCUCAUUCAGAACAUUCACUAGCAUAAAUUUUGGAACAAAUGUAUAUGUUGUCAAUUAGGUGGACAUUUUUUGUGAGAAGUUGACUUUACUUGUAAAUCUGAGUUGAUUCAACAGCAAAGAUUGUUUAUAGUGUGUUAAAAUACAUCACUAUUUUUAUUUCAUCUUAGACCUUUAACCCUUUUAACCACACAGCAAAACAUUUGUUGUCAAAUGAACGAUGCUUAAAGUGUCCACUGUAAAAAGAGAAAAAGUAAUCAAUGCAGUGUUGCCGUUAAUGAGAUAAUGAAGUGUUUCAGCAUAAGUGAUGAACACCUGCUGCUAACAAGACUGUGAAACUACAGUUUGAUACUACUGAAUCAGCUGGGCACAUAUAAAGACAUUAAGAAACAUGAAACUCAACAAUGAUGACAGUCCAAAAAAAAAAAACAUUCAUUCCGCAUUAUAUGGUGAGCAUCAGCAUUAUAACAAACUUAUUCAUGACAACUCAUGAAUGGUGAUUGAUUUCUUUAUUAUUUUGAUGAUUGUCACCAUUGCUAAGGUUUGUAUUAUGAAUUUCGAUGUCUGUGGGCCAUAUUUAAAUGAUCUAAGCACAUGACCUGUUUUAGUUGGACAAUGACGCAGUCAUUUUUAGUUGCCUCAAGAUAGCAAUGUGCCUACAAUGCGCCUGAACACAUUUCGUUUAGUCAUUUGCUAUUUAAUCAACAUGCCGGUGGAUGUGAAAAUGAUAAAUGCGUCAUAGCCAUAACAUUUUUACAAGUCCCUAAUGGUCUCAUUGUUACCUACAUUAACCUACGUUUCAUUUUUUAAACAUCUAUUUUUUCACGUUUCUGAUCAAAACGUUUCUGGUGAAAAAGAAUUCUCUUAAAGGGAUAGUUCACCCAAAAAUGAAAAACUUUUACUCACCCUCAGUUGUUCUAAAUCUGUACUGUAUAAAUGUCUAUGUUCUGCUAAACAUCUUUUAUAUAAAAAGGAAGAUAUUUUGAGCAAUGUUUAUAACCAAACCAUUUUUGAGCACCAUUGGCAUAGUAUUUUUUCUGCACUAUGGAAGUCAGGGGAGAUCCUGUUUCUGACUUGUUUUUAAAUAUCUUCCUUUGUGUUCAGCAAAACAAAUACAUUCAUACAGGUUUGGAACAACUUGAGGGUAAGUAAAUGAUGAAAGAAUAUUUAUUUAAGUCAAAAUACAAAUACCGGAGACAGCUUUAAGGUUAAGCUUAUUCAGUGGCGGUUCUACACGGGGGCCGAGGGUGGCCCGUGCCUCUGUAGAUAUGUCCCUGGCCACCCCUGUGGCCACCCCAUGCUGACCAAAUAAAAAAUAUAUUAAUUUAUUUUGAUUUUACACGCGAGCGCCAAAAGCGGAACUAAUGCGACGCAACGUUAUACACGGGCAAAUUAGAGCGGCGCGCCCAACCACUGUAUCCCUGCGGCUGCUGCUCUGCAAGUGCCUAAAUUCAUUCAAGCUCCCGAGGUUGUGAAUGUGUAUGCAGGUUCGGGCACUGGUAAGGAGUCUAGCUCACUUGGGACACUGUUCACUUAUUCUCCUGUGACGUGGUUGCGAUCAUUCACAGCUGUUACUCAUCAACGACCGGCAAAUCCAACAUCUCGCUGACUUUUUUUAAACAGAACAUUGUGAAAAGUGCUGUAAUUAUUAUGUUCUUACAUAUACGUACAUAAAAUUGGAGGAAUAUUAUUAAAUGUUACAUAAUUGUAAAUAUUUACAAUUUAAAAUAAAUAUUAUUUUAUUAUUAUAAAGUAAUUCAUUCAAUAAUUUAAAUAUUAUUAAUAUUAAGCCCUUAAAUGGCAGACUCCCUAAUCAGUGCCCUGACUACUGAACAAGGGAGCUGAUGAGAGAUCAGCUCCUAUUUUGCUCCUGCACUCACUCUUGUAAAAAAAUAAAUGUUUAUAUGAUUGUAAACUAAAAGAAAGUUAAGGGGCAGUUUCCCGGACAGGGGUUAGACUAGUCCUAGACUAAAAUAAAUGUAAGAGCUGUCCAAACUGAAAACAACUUGCACUGACAUAUCUUAAAAUGCGCUUUGUUUUGCUUCAAAAUGCACACAAUUAAUGUUUUUAGUAAGGCAUGUUUGUUAAAACUAGUUAUAUUUCCUAAUUAAACUAAGGCCUAGCCCUGGCUUAAACUAAUCCCUGUAACCACCCCUAUAAUCUUUAAAUAUCAUUUGUUGCCCUUUUUUAAUGUGCCCCUCUUGUUAAACACUGGCCCCUCCUUGGCCCCCCUAGUGAAAUUUGUCUAGAACCGCCACUGAGCUUAUUCAUAUUUGGCAAUAUGAAUCUAUUCUAAAUUCCAUGUCCUUUUCAUGAGCUCCAUGAAAAGUUAGAAAAGGAAUGUAUGCAGCAUCAGGGGAGACUCCCAGUCUAAGACACAAGAGAAAUCCCCCUUGAGAACAGAGCAUGCAUGCAACAGUGAUAACAAAAUAAACUUGAUAAUGUUUAAACACAAGUUAAAGGAGGUGUUUGGUAGGAGGUGGGUUGCAAGCAGUGUGUUUAAAAGGUUGUUUGCCAAUUAGGGGCACAUGACUUAAAUCAACUGGCAUGGCUGGGUUUGACUGAGGGCAGAGCUUGACUACAAGACCUGUCUGAACUAACACAGAUGCUUGAUUUUUGGUUGAACUAUUCCUUUAAUGAAAGUCAAAUGAAGAGCACAACAAACACUCAUCACCAUAUUAGUGUUUUCCAAGUAAACAUCAACAAAACGUAUUAAAUGUUAAUUCCCAGUAAACUGGUUUGUAAUAAGUAAUGGUAAUGGUGUUUGCAGAGUUGUUUAAUGUUCCUCUGGUGAGACCUUGAGAGAUUUAAUGGGUUCUGUUAUUUGCAAGUGAUGUUCAUUAUUCAGUUUUUGUGGCUGUAAAACUGUUGCAGUUGUGUUCAUCUCUUGUCUUUUUUUCUGUUCUUGUUCACAUGAUUCUGUGAUUCUGCUUGUUAGCAGCAGGUGUUCAUCAUUAAUGACGAACAUUAAUAUAUAGUUUUUAAAAUUUCUACAGUACUGUUUUUGUUGGAAAACAGGAUUUUACUGUAGAAUUUUUCAAUUUCUUUCACAGCAAUUUUAGUGUAGCCUAGUUGAAUAUUAUUACAGUAUCAUUUUUACUGACCAGUAGCAUAUCUACAUUAGAUGGAGGGGGCGCUGUUGUGCAAAAUGUGUGGGAUAACAAAAUAAUACUAAUUUAUAUUAUAUAAAUAUCAUAUUUAUAUUAUAUUAAUCAUUGUUUAUUUUAUGUCUAUUAAGUUUGAAAAUAAUAUUUUUUGUUAUUACGUUUAUUAUUAUUAUUAUAUUUAAGCAAUUAAAAUGGUCCUCUAUGUAUUAUGCCUGAAGAUUUGGAGAACGUCAUGCGCAUGCAUAACAAAUGUAUUAUACCAAAGGAACAUAUUAACCUUGGCAAGUAAUACAGCAAGAACCAUGAAAAUGAUUUAAACAUUGAUACGAAAUGCAAUAGGUCAGAGAAGGUUAAAUGCUCCUGCUAUUGUUUUCAUUAAAAUGAAUUCAGCAGAGCUAAACUGGUGAGUCAAGCAAGGUUUUUUAAUCAUUUGUUGGUUAGUCAGCUUGAAGCACACUGUUCAAUUUAGUUAAUGUUAUGAGAUGUGAUCUUGAUGAUAGAUUAUGUAGUCUAUUAUAUAGCCUUUAUUUUCACAAAUUAACUUUAAUUUGCUGUAUGACUUUCAUGUGUUAUUGGUAAUUUGUAAUAAAUUAUUAUUAGGGACAUUUGUGCAUAAUGGUCUAAACUGCUUAACUGCAAAACACUGAACUUUAUGUUGUUUAGGUACACUUCGGUAUUGACAUAUUAUAUGUAUUAAUUUAUGUUUCAUGCUUUUAUUUUGCUUUAAACUUAAAAGAAAAUAUAUAUAUAGAACACUUUAAAAAUAAACCAUGAAUUUAAAAUUAUAAGAGACUGUGAACUCAGAAUACAUUAUACUUGUUGGAGCCUAUACCAACAUGUAUAUGUUAAAUGUUUGUUUUUAAUAUUGUAUUGUUAUUCAUUCAUCCUGUGAAAAUGUUAUAGAUGCCUGUUCAGAUAACAACCUCUGUUGUCCUGAUAGCAAAAGUUGUUGCUAUAUUCACCUACUUGCCUUAACGUAAUCUGUUAUGAGAUGUGUACUGGUUUUGUUGAACUUUGCAUGUGUAUCUUUGUUAUGUGAGAGACAUACACUCAUCUAACGGACUAUUAGGAACACCAUACUAAUAAUGUGUUUGACCCCCUUUUGCCUUCAGAACUGCCUUAAUUCUAGGUGGCAUUGAUUCAACAAGGUGCUGAAAGCAUUCCUUAGAAAUGUUGGCCCAUAUUGAUAGGAUAGCAUCUUGCAGUUGAUGGAGAUUUGUGGGAUGCACAUUCAGGGCACGAAGCUCCCGUCCCCCCACAUCCCAAAGAUGCUCUAUUGGGUUGAGAUCUGGUGACUGUGGGGGCCAUUUUAGUAUAGCAAAUUCAUUGUCAUGUUCAGGAAAACUAUUUGAAAUGAUUUGAGCUUUGUGACAUGGUGCAUUAUCCUGCUGAAAGUUGCCAUCAGAGGAUGGGAACAUGGUGGUCAUAAAGGGAUGGACCUGGUCAGAAACAAUGCUCAGGUAGGCCGUGGCAUUUAAACAAUGCCCAAUUGGCACUAAGGGGCUUAAAGUGUGCCAAGAAAACAUCCCCCACACCAUUACACCACCACCAGCAUCCUGCACAGUGGUAACAAGGCCUGAUGGAUCCAUGUUCUCAUUCUGUUUACGCCAAAUUCUGACUCUACCAUCUGAAUGUGUCAACAGAAAUUGAGACUCAUCAGACCAGGCAACAUUUUUCUAGUCUUCAAAUUCCAAUUUUGGUGAGCUCGUGCAAAUUGUAGCCUCUUUUUCCUAUUUGUAGUGGAGAUGAGUGGUACCGGUGGGGUCUUCUGCUGUUGUAGCUUAUCCGCCUCAAGGUUGUGCAUGUUGUAGCUUCACAAAUGCUUUGCUGCAUACCUCGGUUGAAACGAGUGGUUAUUUCAGUCAAAGUUGCUCUUCUAUCAGCUUGAAACAGUCGGCCCAUUCUCCUCUGACCUCUAGCAUCAACAAGGCAUUUUUGCAUACUGGAUGUUAUUCCCUUUUCAUACCAUUCUUGUAAACCCUAAAAAAUCCUUGUGUGUAAAAAUCCCAGUUACUGAGCAGAUAGUGAAAUACUCAGACCGGCCCGUCUGGCACCAACAAUCAUGCCACGCUCAAAAUUGCUUAAAUCACCUUUCUUUCCCAUUCUGACAUUCAGUUUGGAGUUCCGGAGAUUGUCUUGACCAGGACCACACCCCUAAAUGCAUUGAAGCAACUGCCAUGUGAUUAGAUAAUUCCAUCAAUAAGAAAUUUAACAGGUGUUCCUAAUAAUCCUUUAGGUGAGUGUAUUAUUAUAAGCACUAGGUAUAGUAAUGUCACUCUGAUGCCCCCUAAAGGAUGUAAUUUAAAAUGCAUUUCAGUAGUUUUGUAAAUAAGUAAAGCAGGUGCAUUUACUGUAUCACGGUAUAAUGCCCACAGUGUCAUUGUUUGUAGAUUUGUUUUAUUCACCUGUAAGCAAAAAGACAAAUUCCUAAAAAUAAGAUUUUGGUGAGCUUAAUGACAUAAUGUAGACUGUUAUGCCUACCGUCUUUACUCUCACAGCGGUCUUUAGUGAGGAAUAAUUAUUAUUAGAAGUGUUCUGCUUAACAUUUUAAAAUCAUUUAAUGGUGUUUCAGAAAACAAUAUUCUAUAACCGGCACAAAAAUUUGCAAUACAUAAAAACAUAAAAAGCCAACAAUAAAAAAAGACAUCAUAGUAAUAAAAUACAAACAACAUACAGGAAGCAACCUUUUUACAAAUGUAAAAACAUGAUUAGCUGCAUUAUGCUGUAACAUUGUGUAAAACAUUCAAAAAGAUUAUAAAUCUAUUCCCAAUAAAAAU
This is a messenger RNA of Paramisgurnus dabryanus, 11477 nucleotides long. The record is from RefSeq and is a predicted model, not a curated record. NCBI's taxonomy places the organism in Eukaryota, Metazoa, Chordata, Actinopteri, Cypriniformes, Cobitidae.